AUGGCCACUAACGAUACGGCACCUGAAAACGUCGACUCUCUCAUCAACCGGGAUGACGGGAGGAAAUACUGGGAAAGCGUUGAUGCCACCGUCGAUGCCAUGCUUGGGGGGCUUCCUCACGUCAGCAGAGUCGAGAUUCGGGGCUCGCGGAACUUCCUAGCCAAGCUCGGUAUCGGAUCCAAGCCCGGCCAACGGGUUGUUGCGAGCGCUCUGGAGGGAGGCGCUGGCAUCGGCCGCGUCACCGAGGGUCUACUCCUCGACGGCAUCGCCCAAAAUGUCGACGUCAUUGAGCCCAUCGCCAAAUUCACGGCCGAGUUGCAAGGCAGACCGGGGGUAAGAAGCAUUUUCACCAUGGGCCUCGAGGACUGGCGGCCGAGCCACGGUGUCCAAUACGAUCUUAUCUGGGUACAGUGGUGUGCCGGCCACUUGACCGACGAGCAGCUAGUCCAAUUUCUGGAGAGGUGUAAAUCGACAUUGAACCCAGACGGAGGCGUGAUCGUAUUCAAAGAGAACAACAGCACGGCAGGGGAGGACAUGUUUGAUCAUGUCGACAGCUGCGUUACAAGACACGACAACUCCUUCCGGCGCUGCUUUGGCGCGGCGGGCUUGCGGAUCAUCCAGACCGAGUUGCAAAAGGGAUUGCAAAACACGGGGGUGGCCCUCUUACCAGUCAGGAUGUACGCACUGCGGCCUACGCAGCCGUGA
Messenger RNA from Chaetomium fimeti, 705 nucleotides. RefSeq names its product alpha-N-methyltransferase NTM1. The coding region runs from base 1 to 705 and encodes 234 amino acids. Gene Ontology annotation, biological process: N-terminal protein amino acid methylation. The transcript has 3 exons. The record is from RefSeq and is a predicted model, not a curated record. Gene Ontology annotation, molecular function: N-terminal protein N-methyltransferase activity. Lineage: Eukaryota; Fungi; Ascomycota; Sordariomycetes; Sordariales; Chaetomiaceae. Gene Ontology annotation, cellular component: cytoplasm.